AUUCCAUAUAAAGUAGCUUAUAACGUCGUGACACACCAUUUACUCACUAAAAUUUGUGAACAAGCAUGGAAUUGUUUGCUUGGAUUCUGCUGUUGCUGCCAUUGUUUCAAGAGUGCUUGGGGUCUGAAGUCUGGAAAAUCGUCCCCCGGCUUCUAGAUGGAGGAAUAGCGGAAAUACCCUCGAAGUCCUACAACGGAAGUACUAUAUCUCUGUGCGCAUUGGAAUGCCAGAUGAGACCGCCAUGUCAACUUUUCCGUUAUAACUCAGCCACAUCAGAGUGCGACUUGUAUGACGGAAGAAGAUUCAAAAGAACCUCCCACGUUCACCGAAACCAGUUUUAUCAGAAAAUGCCAGAAUAUUGUGUAACCGGGCGCGACGAAUGGUUCCCUGAGUAUCAAACUUGCAUUUGGAUUCCGACCCAGGUUUAUCCAUACGAAGAGGCAAAACGUCUUUGCGAAUCAGCAGGGAAAGUCAUGUUAGGCACAAAGAACUUUUCACAAGUCUUGGGCCUGAUGGAUCUUUUGGAUACUCAAUACAUUCACGUAUACUCUCUGCGCACUGGAACCAAAACUUAUGAGAUGGAUGACGGGACUUUGAUCCCAUCCACAUUGUGGUGUCCGGGGCAGCCAGACUCGGACUCUGGGUGUUUAGGGGUCCAAAGCGACCCCCAGAGUGACUGGUGUACCUAUCCCGGAGUAGACGAUAUCAGAUGUUCUGAUCACAGACAAUUCCUCUGUGUAUAGACAAGACAA
Molecule: messenger RNA, 752 nt
Organism: Magallana angulata
Lineage: Eukaryota; Metazoa; Mollusca; Bivalvia; Ostreida; Ostreidae
Exons: 4
Coding region: 66-743 (225 amino acids)
Source: RefSeq, a predicted model, not a curated record